UUCCAUUAAUCUUUCUGAGUUUCUUCUUCAAACUUAUUCUCGGAGCAUUUGAGUAGCAGCAAUGGCGGACAAGCCAAGCCGAGGGUUGAUAAUAUAUGGGGACGGGUUGGCUCGCUUAAUUCAACCAUCACAUACCCAUCUCCACUCUCUCGCAUCUAUAGCCAACUGUGGUUUCUUGAGCCUCCCCAAUUCUCCACCUUCAGAAAGCGAGGAUGAUAGGAUCGUUAGAGAGUUUGCGGUACUGGUGGAUGCCUUUGAGGCAUUGAACAAGAACGGGCAAUUUGCUAGUGAAUCGAAGUCUCAAGAAUCAUCCUUGAUUCCAAGCAUAUCAGAGAGGUUUAUGGGAAUGAAAGCUGCUGUAUUGAGUAACAAUUCUAGUUUGAAGUCUUUUGGAGAAAAAUUCGGAUUCGAUGUAUUGAACGUGAAUGGACUAUUAGGAAAUAGCAAUACUCCCCCCGGAUCAUCGGUUGAUAGUUUGACGUCUGAAUUGCUGUCCUUGCUUGGAUUCCAAGAAGGGAAGAUAAUGGAAUCCAACCAGUUUGAUUUAGUGAUUUUUCAUGUUGGGUCUGGGGAGAACUUGAAUGUCGAAAGCAGCGACGCUGCAGCUAGUGAUGUGGAAUUCAUGAAUGCUUUGCUUGGUGCUAUCAUGAGUAUAGCUACGCCUGGAACUGAAGUUGGUUCUCGUCUACUCUUGUCCCUCGUAAUGAGCUAUGGAUACGUGUCAAAUGCUGAUGAUCCCGGUUUGUCAAUUUUGAGCACUAAAGAUGAGAAGAAUCCUCAUCUUUCAGUACUUUUCCCUAAACAGAGUUAUACCAUGAGAGGAGAAAAUCCGAGAAAUGAUGUUCGGCACCACAGUCCCAUGCUAUUUGCUCAAUAUCAGUAUGCUGUAACCCGCAAGGACAUGGUAGAGACUUUUUCUUUUGAAGAUUUUAAAGAGCGUUCCGGAAAUCUUUCCAUACCGGCCGACAGGAUGCUGCAUGAGGUAGCAUUUAAGCUUUGGAAGGCGCCCAAGUAUGGUGCAUAAGAGGAACCUGUUCCUGCCGGUCCCUCAAAAUAAGAGAAACGUGAUAAGCUUAUGGUGCAUCCUGUACUCUUGAAAUCCUUGUUUUCUCUAGUGAUCUUAUUCUUUGAUCUACUCUCAACUUUAGCUAACCACGCCUGUGUUAUGAUACACAUUCUCUCUAUUGAUCAAAGUCAGUUGAUUAUCGCAUAUUU
Messenger RNA from Hibiscus syriacus, 1215 nucleotides. RefSeq lists its product as uncharacterized. Lineage: Eukaryota; Viridiplantae; Streptophyta; Magnoliopsida; Malvales; Malvaceae. The coding region runs from base 62 to 1024 and encodes 320 amino acids. The record is from RefSeq and is a predicted model, not a curated record. The transcript has 7 exons.